Messenger RNA from Linum tenue, 1950 nucleotides. The record is from the annotation of a GenBank genome assembly. Lineage: Eukaryota; Viridiplantae; Streptophyta; Magnoliopsida; Malpighiales; Linaceae.
CUCAACUCGUGGAAAAUGGAGAGCACAUGAAAACGGGAAGGAGGGAAAUCAAAAACCUAAAACCCUAGCAAAAAUAUUUGCCACACAGAAGAGUUCCUAAACCCUCUUCACAGUUUUGCCAGCAUGGAGCAUUAGACUACUCCGACAUCCCCUUUUCCUCCUGCCCACUAAGCUGCACAGUGAGCCGUUUCCAUGGCGAGACUUCUUCUCCGGAACACUUUGUCCCUCAAGACGUUUCUCGUACCAGAGGGGUUGAGGAGAGGGAUAUUGGGAACUUCGUCUCAAGUUUGCAACUUUGCAACCAAAAGUGAGACUUACUCUACUUUUGAAGGUAAAAGAAAAUCAAAGUCUGAUGGAAGUGAGUCCGGCGAGGAUGACAUGUCAAAGAGAGAGGUAGCACUACAGCAAGCUCUUGAUCAGAUAACCAGCACAUUUGGGAAAGGAUCUAUUAUGUGGUUUGGACGGGCGGUUGCUCCAAGAGAUGUGCCUGUUGUUUCCACAGGUUCCCUUCUUCUUGAUGCAGCUCUCGGCACUGGGGGAUUCCCAAAGGGACGUGUGGUGGAGAUUUAUGGUCCUGAGGCAUCUGGGAAAACCACACUUGCUCUACAUGUAAUCGCUGAAGCACAGAAGCUAGGAGAAUACUGUGUUUUCGUUGAUGCGGAGCAUGCUCUUGAUUCAUCAUUGGCCGAGGCUAUUGGUGUGAAUACGGAGACCUUGUUACUUUCCCAACCUGAUUGUGGUGAACAAGCUCUCAGCCUUGUGGAUACCAUAAUUCGGAGUGGUUCCGUUGGGGUGGUCGUUGUUGACAGUGUGGCAGCUCUUGUCCCUAAAAGUGAACUUGAUGGCGAGAUGGGUGAUGCUCAUAUGGCAGUGCAGGCUAGGUUGAUGAGCCAGGCACUUCGGAAACUAAGCCAUUCAUUAUCUCAGUCGCAAACAGUUCUGAUAUUUAUAAACCAGGUGAGGUCAAAGAUUUCUACCUUUGGAGGGUUUGGUGGGCCUCAAGAAGUUACUUGUGGAGGCAAUGCCCUUAAGUUCUAUGCUUCAGUGCGACUGAACAUAAAAAGGAUAGGGCUUGUGAAGAAGGCAGAGGAGACUAUCGGGAGUAGGGUUCAGAUAAAGGUGGUGAAGAAUAAGCUUUCUCCUCCAUUUAAAACCAUAGAAUUUGAUCUCGAGUUCGGCAAGGGAAUAUGCCAAGCAUCAGAGAUAAUUGAGUUAGGGUUGAAAUACAAGAUAUUGACGAAGGCGGCCGCUUUUUAUACGUAUGAGGAUCAGCGUUUCCAUGGUAAGGAUGCUGUGAAGGCAUUUAUAAACAACAACAAAGAUGCACGAGAGGAAAUGAAAAUGAAGAUCAAAGAGAAGUUAACAGCAGGCUGUACAGAGAAGGAAAAGGUAGCUGGUGCCACCUCUACGGAUAGUGAACCGACUGAAGUCAUUGCAUCAGAUUCUACCGAUGAAGAGGUUGCCGCCGUUGAAGCUUAAGUGGAUGCCUCAAAUUUUCCAUCUCUUGCAGUCCCCUGAUCUGGUCAUUUGAUCCACAUGGUUGAUUUUUGGAAGAGCUGCAGACUUGGAAUGGAAAGUUCAUUGCUUUGAAGGAUGGAACAUGACCUCUUGCCCUGAAAUCAGAGAUAUGGUUUCCGAGUAUGUUAACCGUUACUGUAAAGCGUAUGGUUUCUCAUCACUUGACUAAUGUUCGGUGGAACUUGGCAAACUAUUACAGUGUAGAGGACUCAAGGAAAAGGUGCCAUGGGGGUCCUUGCCCUAGUUUUCUUUGGUUUUUGCAUAUCAUGUCCAUAUGUGAAUGUGAUUGUCGAACCAACUGAUUUUGUAAAUGUGAGUUUAGUCAACUCUUUAACAUUCUGCAGUCCGGGAGCAUGCAAUAUAAAUGAUGGAAUGCUUCCAUGUAAAAUUUCUAUUACAUGAAAAACAUGAAGAAGCCUGGUGAUGUUGAUA